GUGAAGGAGGGGCGGCCGCUUCCCCGCCAAACCCAUCCCGGCACAGCAUGUGCGCGGGGCCGGCCGGGGAAGAUGUAUGUAGGUUAUCUUUUGGAUAAGGACACCAACAUGUAUCCCAGCCCCGUCCGGCAUCCCAGCCUCAACCUCAACCCCCAGAAUUACGUGCCGGCCCCCCCACAGUACUCGGACUUCGCCAGCUACCACCAUGUGCCGGGGAUUAACAACGACCCCCACCACGGGCAACCGGCGGCCGCCUGGGGCUCGCCCUACACCCCUGCCAAGGAGGACUGGCAUUCCUACGGGACCGCUGCCACCCCUUCCACCGCCAGCCCGGGGCAGUUUGGAUUCAGCCCCCCAGAUUUUAACCCCAUCCAGCCCCCCGGCUCUGGACUCCUGCCUCCACCCAUCAGCAGCUCGGUCCCCCAGCUCUCCCCUAACGCCCAGAGGCGCACCCCCUACGAGUGGAUGAGGCGCAGCAUUCCCAGCACCAGCAACAGCGGCAAGACCAGGACGAAAGACAAGUACCGGGUGGUGUACACGGACCACCAGCGCCUGGAGCUGGAGAAGGAGUUUCACUACAGCCGCUACAUCACCAUCCGCCGCAAGGCCGAGCUGGCCGCUGCCCUCGGGCUCACCGAACGGCAGGUGAAAAUCUGGUUUCAAAACCGGAGGGCGAAGGAGAGGAAGGUGAACAAGAAGAAGAUGCAGCAGCAAAGCCAGCCCACCAGCACCACCACACCAACCCCACCAACCGUUGGCACGCCGGGACCCAUCGGAGGUCUCUGCAGCAGCAGCGCCCCGAACCUCGUCUCCUCAUCUCCGCUGACUAUCAAGGAGGAAUUCAUGCCUUAACCCCCUUCACCAGCUACAGACACCAAGAGAUAAGCACUAUGUAGCAGAGCCCAGCCGGUCCGUGUGCUCUGAAGAGUGACAGCCCCUUCCCAAAGACACAAUGGUCCCUGGAUGAACCAAUGGGGUGGCCAGCAAGGCUGGGCAAGGAGGCACUGGGACCUUCACAAGGGGCUCUCUCCUACAUAAAAACCAUAGGUUAGGUAGCAUUGCUCUCCUGUAGGAAACAUGCACCAGUCUGGUCUCUGGUGUUUGCAACCCAAAGCAAGGUCCUAAUGUCAGCAGAAGGAAGGUGGUGGUGGUGGAGGAUGGCUUUCCUAUGCUGCUUCAGAUGGAGCUGGUGGGAUGCUUCCUUCGGUCCUCCUGGCACUCCAGCUGCCUGGUGCUUUUGGGACCCACAUGGCAGCUUGCAUGGCCUUUUCCAACACCAUUUCUCUGAGUUCCAGAAAGGUGGAGCAGCAGAUGUGUCCUCAGCUGCCUGCAGAGUGCCCAACUGAGCCCUCACAUUGCACCCAACAUGGCAAUGCAUCGUGUUCCUCACAGAACCAUUCGUCUCUGGCUGCCUCCAGCCUUGCACCGUUUCCAGCUCUUCAUGGCCCAGAAAACAAGGUGCCCAGAUCAUCCCACUGCACCCAUCACCCUGCUCCAGCUCUCACAGGGCUUGGGUCUCCCUCCAGCAGGGACCACUGGCACCUCCCUCGGCCACCACUGCCAGCUGUGCUUGGUGGUGAGGACGACUGUUUGCAUUGGCUCAGGACUUCGGCUCAGUUUUUGUGUAUAUAAGGCAGAACUGGUUUUCCUUUUUAUUUUUUAGGCAUCGGUGAAAAUAAAAGCGAGCAGGAA
This is a messenger RNA of Calidris pugnax (ruff), 1692 nucleotides long. It is a transcript of the gene CDX1, whose product is annotated as caudal type homeobox 1. The transcript has 3 exons. Gene Ontology annotation, biological process: anterior/posterior axis specification; animal organ morphogenesis; cell differentiation. Bases 73 to 852 code for a protein of 259 amino acids. The record is from RefSeq and is a predicted model, not a curated record. Gene Ontology annotation, cellular component: nucleus. NCBI's taxonomy places the organism in Eukaryota, Metazoa, Chordata, Aves, Charadriiformes, Scolopacidae. Gene Ontology annotation, molecular function: DNA-binding transcription factor activity, RNA polymerase II-specific; RNA polymerase II transcription regulatory region sequence-specific DNA binding.